This is a messenger RNA of Penicillium brevicompactum, 3612 nucleotides long. It is a transcript of the gene pmcB, whose product is annotated as putative calcium-translocating P-type ATPase(PMCA-type). The transcript has 5 exons. The record is from RefSeq and is a predicted model, not a curated record. The coding region runs from base 1 to 3612 and encodes 1203 amino acids. Gene Ontology annotation, molecular function: ATP hydrolysis activity; ATP binding; P-type calcium transporter activity. Gene Ontology annotation, cellular component: membrane; intracellular membrane-bounded organelle. Gene Ontology annotation, biological process: calcium ion transmembrane transport; intracellular calcium ion homeostasis. NCBI's taxonomy places the organism in Eukaryota, Fungi, Ascomycota, Eurotiomycetes, Eurotiales, Aspergillaceae.
AUGGCGUGGAACCCGGACCCAGCAUUACUAACGGUCCGCCCUGCCUCACAUAACGCAUCCCAGUCCAUCGAUGGCGAUACUCUGCGUCCGCGGGCGGACUCAUUUGCCUCUUCUUCUGCUGAUACUAUGGUCCAUCCGCGAAAGAACUCGGAUGUAGAUCAUUUACAUGUUGCCAAAGCUGGCUAUGAUGAUGUAUCGCUGUCAGAUGCCCUCAGGCCAGAUCCACGCAACGAGAGUGAUUUCCAGGUGGAAGACAACCGCUUUGCCUUCUCUCCAGGUCAGCUCAACAAGAUGCAGAACCCUAAGUCCUUGGCUGCAUUCUAUGCGCUGGGUGGCUUGCAAGGUUUGGAGCGUGGUCUACGCACGGAUCUUGACGCUGGAUUAUCAAUAGACGAAGCCUCCCUUGAGGGGACUGUUGAUUUCCAGACUGUUGCACCUUCUGUUUCACACAACGCUGUGGAAAAAUCAUCGCUCAAGACUGAGGCGCCGGCGCUGGCACCGGUUUCAUCUGGCAGUGGCUCACCUUAUGAAGAUCGCGUUCGUGUCUUCAGUCAGAAUAAACUGCCUGCUCGGAAGUCGAACGGGUUUUUUAAACUGUUUUGGAUUGCAUAUAACGACAAGAUUAUUAUAUUAUUGACUAUUGCCGCCGUGGUCUCCCUGUCGCUCGGUAUCUACGAGACCGUUGAUGCUGGUUCCGGUGUCGACUGGGUGGAAGGUGUAGCCAUCUGUGUGGCAAUCCUCAUUGUCACUGUGGUCACGGCUGCAAACGACUGGCAAAAGGAGAGACAGUUUGCCAAGCUCAACAAGCGAAACGAUGACCGCGAAGUCAAAGUGGUCCGCUCAGGCAAAUCUUCUAUGCUUUCUGUCUAUGAUCUCAUGGUCGGUGACGUUCUUCAUCUGGAAGCAGGUGAUUCCAUUCCGGCAGAUGGCGUUCUCAUCACAGGCCAUGGUGUCAAGUGUGAUGAAUCCUCUGCUACGGGUGAGUCUGAUCAGAUGAAGAAGACACCUGGCCAUGAGGUCUGGCAGCAGAUUGUCGCUGGCAAGGCAACUAAGAAACUCGACCCAUUCUUGAUAUCUGGUAGCAACGUUCUUGAGGGCGUUGGAACUUACCUGGUCACCAGUGUUGGUCCAUACUCUACCUACGGUCGGAUCUUACUUUCCUUGCAGACACCCAACGAUCCCACACCACUUCAAGUGAAGCUGGGUAAGUUGGCUGAUUGGAUUGGAUAUCUCGGUACAGCGGCUGCUGGUAUCUUGUUCUUUGUUUUGUUCUUCCGAUUUGUCGCGGAUCUUCCUAAGCACCCCGAGAUGAAUGGUGCUAUGAAGGGCAAAGAAUUUGUCGAUAUUCUCAUUGUCGCUGUGACGGUCAUUGUUGUCGCUAUUCCAGAGGGUCUUCCACUGGCGGUGACACUGGCAUUGGCUUUUGCUACUACGCGCAUGGUCAAAGAGAACAACCUUGUCCGCGUGCUUCGUGCUUGCGAGACCAUGGGAAAUGCCACCGUUAUCUGCUCCGACAAAACCGGCACACUUACACAGAACAAGAUGACUGUUGUCGCAGGGACUUGGGGGUCGGAUCGCGGCUUCAGCCAAAACGCCGAUGAAGAAGCUGUUGACUCGAAGAACACCAUUUCGGAAGUCUCUAAGCAAUUAUCAGCUCCAGUGCGCGAUUUGAUUGUCAAGGGCAUCGCUUUGAACUCGACUGCAUUUGAACAAAUCAAGGACGGAUACAACCAAUUCAUUGGUAGCAAGACUGAGGUCGCACUUCUCCAACUCGCUCGCGACUACAUGGGCAUGGAUCUUGCGUCUGAGCGCGGAUCUGCCGAGAUCGUGCAGUUGAUUCCUUUCGACUCCGCUAGGAAGUGUAUGGGUGUUGUGUACCGAGUUCCUGGCGUGGGCUACCGCCUCCUCGUCAAGGGUGCAUCUGAAUUGAUGGUGGCUGCUUGCACUUCUCAAAUCACCAACGUCGAUAUCUCUAAGGAGGCCAUCGAAGUUGAGCAGCUUUCUGAUGACCAGAUGCAUCGUGUUUUGGAAACGAUUAAUACCUAUGCCCAUCAGUCACUUCGCACAAUUGGCAUGGUGUACAAGGACUUCGCCAGCUGGCCUCCCGCGGAAGCCAUCAGCUCUGAUGAUUCUUCCUCCGCAGACUUCGACGCUGUCUUCCAUAGCAUGACUUGGGCUGGAGUUGUCGGCAUUCAGGAUCCACUCCGGCCUGAGGUCCCGCAGGCCAUUCGCAAGUGCCAUUCGGCAGGUGUCCAGGUCAAGAUGGUGACAGGUGAUAAUGUUGCCACUGCGACUGCAAUUGCCUCUUCCUGUGGAAUUAAGACAGAGGACGGACUAGUCAUGGAAGGACCUCAAUUCCGACGUCUGUCAGACGAGGAGAUGGACCAAGUCCUUCCGCGUCUGCAGGUACUAGCGCGAUCAUCUCCGGAGGAUAAGCGCAUCUUGGUUGCCCGACUCAAGACUCUCGGUGAAACUGUCGCUGUGACAGGCGAUGGUACCAACGAUGGACCAGCUUUGCGAACUGCAGAUGUUGGCUUCUCCAUGGGAAUUGCUGGUACUGAAGUCGCUAAGGAAGCAAGUUCAAUCAUCCUCCUUGACGAUAACUUCCGAUCCAUUGUCACUGCCAUUGCCUGGGGUCGAGCUGUCAACGAUGCUGUUGCGAAGUUCUUGCAGUUCCAAAUCACUGUUAACAUCACUGCGGUCGUGUUGACCUUUGUCUCAUCUGUUGUGAGUAGUGAUAACCAAAGCGUUUUGAGUGCAGUCCAGCUUCUUUGGGUGAACUUGAUUAUGGACACCUUUGCUGCUCUUGCCUUGGCUACUGAUGCACCCACGGAGAAGAUUCUCGACCGCAAGCCUGUUCCCAAGCACGCUUCCCUGUUCACAUUGACUAUGUGGAAGAUGAUUCUUGGUCAGGCAGUAUACCAGCUGGCUAUCACGUUUAUGUUAUACUUUGCAGGAGACAAACUUCUUGGCGCGCAUCUCAGCUCCGAGCCCGCUCUUCGCGAGAAAGAACUGUCAACCGUCGUCUUCAACACCUUUGUGUGGAUGCAGAUCUUCAACGAGUUCAACAACCGUCGCCUCGACAACAAGUUCAAUAUCUUCGAAGGCAUGUUCCGCAACUACUGGUUCCUUGGGAUCAACGCCAUCAUGGUCGGUGGUCAGGUCAUGAUCAUCUAUGUCGGCGGCCAGGCAUUUGGUGUGACUCGCUUGAGUGCCACCCUCUGGGGUAUCUGUAUCGUUUGCGCUAUUGCCUGUCUACCGUGGGCUAUCGUCCUCCGUCUCAUUCCCGACCGCCACUUCGGCGUUGUCUUCAACGCCGUUGUUGGUGCCAUGUCAGUGGUUUUGCGACCGCUCGCCCGCGGUUGCAAAGCCGUUGGACAUGGUAUCAAGGCCUUCUUCCGGCCUGUAAAGCGCUUCACUCGUCGUCUUCUUCCUAAGAAGACGUCCGUAGACGAGAACUCGGACUCGGACUCGUCAGUCGAACAGCCUAAGUCUGCAGAUGCUGCAGACUGCGAAGGGCAACUUGAACUCCGUGAUCAGAAGUCUCCUCAACGCCCUGUCACCCCUCCUUCUAUUGUGGUGCCACCUAUCACCAUCACGACCUCUCCUUGA